Messenger RNA from Tribolium madens (black flour beetle), 4270 nucleotides. It is a transcript of the gene Mekk1, whose product is annotated as mitogen-activated protein kinase kinase kinase 4. The transcript has 11 exons. Lineage: Eukaryota; Metazoa; Arthropoda; Insecta; Coleoptera; Tenebrionidae. The record is from RefSeq and is a predicted model, not a curated record. Gene Ontology annotation, biological process: protein phosphorylation; MAPK cascade. The coding region runs from base 245 to 3997 and encodes 1250 amino acids. Gene Ontology annotation, molecular function: protein kinase activity; ATP binding.
AGAUGGGUUAAUUCUGCCAAGUUGUGUGCAUCGUUCCACAUUCGUAAAAAUCGUACCAGUAAUUAUGUGAAAUGAAAAAGUUCAGAAAGGUAAAUCAAUUCGUGUUGAUUUACGAUAUUAUAAAAUAAUAGAGUGAAACCAUCGGUUUUGAUAGGUUAUGUAAACUUUGAUAAAAAUGUUGUAUACUUUAGUAAGUUACGGUAAGGGGUGUUAUAUUACGCAACUUCACUGUGUAUAAGAAGUUAUGGCCUACAGCCCCAUCGAGCAAGACUGUGAUUUUAGUGACUACGAUCUGUACAGCAAAACCCCACCACGCACAAAAAUUUUGCGUAAAAAUCGUGAACGCAGACAGAAACACAAAGAUACAAGCACCAUGUCUUCUCCUAAAGUAAUUAAGCCGAAGCCCUUAAGUCGGCGGAACACAAUCAGCAGCAUGUUUGAGGAGCUUGUUGCUAAGGCCGAAAAUGACUCUGAUCAAGGUUCCAAAAGGGCCAACAAACGCCAGUUAAAAAUGCUACGUGGAUCUGAACGCGACCUGAAACUGGACAUUGCGAGUGCUCAAGCCGCCUCCGAGAAAAACCAAGAAUUCAAACACCCCAAAACGCCUCAACCUAGCUACCAAAUCGAGAGUUGUAAAAGGUUCAUGAGUUUGUCAUGUCGGACAGUCCCUUGCUCUAAAUUAUUGAAAAGUAAAAAAGACAAUAAAGUGAAAUGUGACGAGAUAAGCAAUGAGGAGUGUUCUGAAAAUCGAGUCGAUUUUUACAACACUUUCUCAAUGUUAAUUCGAAUGGGCUGUGGUGAUAAAACCCAGGAAAUGAGUCAUAGACGUGCUUUGAGUAGGGAGGAGCAUAUGUGGCAAAACGAAAUAAAAGAUUUAAUUUGGCUUGAAUUGCAAGCUUUCCACGCUGACCGAACACCAAGUGAAGAAGACAGAUACUUGUGUGCUGAGAGGGAAAAAGUCGAGCCUCUCUUGAGAGAUAUAAUGACUUAUCGUUACCAAAAAAAUUCCAAAUGUUAUUCGACUCAAAACAGCGACAGUGGAGUUGAAGACGACUGUACUGGUUGCCUUUCAAUCUACUGUAGUUCGUGUCUUGAGGCACAAAAUGAGGCUCUUAAAGAUGUUGAGGAACUGAUGCAACGAUUAUCAGCGGCGGAAGCUCUGUUUCCUUCAGGGCACGCUUUUGCUGAGUUAUAUCCAUUAUACAACAGUCCUGAGUUUAUAACUAGGGUCAAAGCCAUUAGUUUAUGGUACAACAUGACUAGGCAGCAGAGACUGAAGCUAAUGAUUCUAGUUAAAUUAUUAGAAAAUAAAGUCAACAGAGAUGAUGAUAAAAACGGGACGGAAUCAAACAGUCCCAGUGAUAGCAAUAACAGUUCUUCAUCUUCAGUAAACGAGUCGUUUUAUGAUUGCAAGUCGAGUCAAGAUGCUACUGUUUUCUCUUUUGCUCCUUUUCCAUUUUUGUCUGUGCAUAAGUCUGAGAGCACAGUCUCGCCUUAUCGAAAAUACAUCGAAAAUAUCCUCAAAACACGAUCUCUUCACAAAAGUUUGAGUUUCUUAGAUCACCUCCAAAUGGUCGUUUUGCGCCGAGUCCAACUGACUUUGACAAAACCGGAAACAGACGAUAUUUACACUAAAGUAACUUGUGAAACUGAAGAUGAAGAGUUGCAACGUUUUGGAUGCUUGAGUCCUGAAGCAAAGGCUUUGAAUUUACCAUCGUAUCGGGCAAUUUUUCUUUUUCUCGCCGCCAUUCCUCUCAAAAUGAUCCACGAGUUUUUGAAGAUGCGUUUGGAACAAAAACCUGAAAAACCAUCUCCUUUGAGUGUCCGCCAACUGAUGAGAGAGCUGAAAGAGGGCCUGAAAAUCGCGACUCAGCAAAAAGAGAAAAUUUUGAAAUACAUCGAUGGUGCCAUUUCUGAGAGUAAAAAACCGAAUGAUGUGUUUGAAGAGAAGAUGAAGGAUUAUAACGAGUGUAUGUUGAGGGUUUUUAGUGACUAUUUGGACUAUUUAGAACAGUGGGCUUUGUUACAUCAUGAGACUUUUCAGAAGAACUUGUUGGAAGAAGAGUGGCAUUUUUCGUGUAAUGUGAUUAAACAUAUUCCGGGUGGGUCAGAACUUUUGGGGAAAAAGUUUGUGUUUAUUUUGUGUUCGAUUUUAAAAUCGGUCUCUGAAAGACUACAUGAUCGAAUCGAGGAUGUGCUUUGCAACAUGCCCAAAGACGAUAAAAAUAUGAUUAAACAAACUGUAUUCGUCGUUUGUCGCGAAAUGCAGUCUAUUUUUAACGAAGAGCGCGAAAUGAGCAUCAAAACCAUCGCCUUUUGCAAGACAGUCUUUCGCCAUGACCUUCCGGCUGAUUGCAGAUCAGAAUUGGCAGGCGCUAUAAUUUCGCUAAAAUGUUCAAUCCCCGACGCCAUAGGCCGCGUCCAAACCGAAUUCGACCAAAUCAAACUAGACUCAUUUGAAGAAAUCGAGCGAACGGCUCUGGUCUCUCGCACAAGGGAAAUCUUAAUGCAAGGGUAUCGUUUUGGCUUCGACUUUUAUAAAGAAAUGUCCGAUAGCAUCCCCAGCGAAAAGCGCGAGAAACUUGCGAGAAGUAUGGUACAAUUUGCGAAUUUGUGGAUGAAAUUCGUUACUGAGCGAUGCGAGAGAGGGCGAGGUAUGAGACCACGAUGGGCUUAUCAAGGGUUGGAGUUUCUGUUAACUGUGUGUGAACCUCGAAACACCAAACAUUUGACGGAAGAAGAGUUUGAAGAUCUGAAGAAGAAUAUGGAUGUUUGUAUAAGUCAUGUGAUAGGGACUACGGCUCCAUCGACGCCGGAAUCUGGGUUUUAUUCAGCGUCGCCGAGGACUUCGAUUGAACAUAUAAGGGCCAGAUCGAGGGGGUCUUCUCCAAGUCCGAGGCCCUCGUAUAAGAGCCAAAGAUCGAAUAGUCGCAAAACUAGCAUGGAACAAGGAUCGCCAGUUAUAGAUCAUUUGGAUGCUGUUAGUUUUAAUACGCACAGCUGUAGAAAGGACGAAGCAAACGAGCGAUUAACUUGGAAGCAACUCCGAUUAGAGUCAAUCGAAACUCUCGAAAAUUACCUUGACGCUAAAUUAAGAAAGCAGCAAUUAAUCGGCAAAGUGGUGACCUGUAGUAGCGGUAUCGAAAAAGUCCACAUCCGUCGAAGAUUGCGCGAAGUGACCUUCACCUGGCAGAGAGGCAUCAAAAUCGGGCAAGGCCGUUUCGGCAAGGUUUACACCGCUGUUAAUAAUAAAACCGGCGAAAUGAUGGCAGUCAAAGAACUACCUCUUCAACAUAACGAUACUCACACCAUCAAGCGAGUGGGCGAAGAAAUGAAAAUUUUAGAAGGCAUUGUUCAUCGUAAUUUAGUCAGAUAUUACGGAGUUGAGAUUCAUAAGGACGAAAUGCUGAUAUUCAUGGAAUUCUGCGCCGAAGGAACUCUGGAAACUUUAGUGGCAGCUAGCGAGAACGGACUACCCGAACUUCUAGUUCGACGGUACACUUUUCAACUAGUUUCUGGAGUGGCCGUUUUGCACGACCACGGAAUCGUACAUAGAGACAUAAAAACGGCGAAUAUUUUCUUGACUGAAAAUGGCAACUGCUUGAAAAUUGGAGACUUCGGAUGUGCAGCUAAAAUCAAGUCGCAUAGUACGAUGCCGGGGGAAUUACAGGGGUUCGUGGGGACGCAAGCGUACAUGGCACCUGAAGUGUUUACACGCAACAUGAGCGAAGGUCACGGCCGAGCCGCGGAUAUAUGGUCGGUGGGUUGUGUGGUGGUGGAAAUGGCGUCUGGGAAGCGGCCUUGGGCACAGUUUGAUUCUAAUUACCAGAUUAUGUUCAAAGUGGGAAUGGGACAAAGUCCUGAUCCUCCCGAUCAUAUGACUGACGAAGGGUUAGAUUUUUUGGAAUUGUGUUUCCAACAUAAUCCCAAAGACAGGGCUUCGGCCCAAGAGUUACUAGAUCACACGUUUGUUAAACUUGGUGAUGACCUUAUCUAAGUAUUAUGUACCUAAUAUACCUAAAAUAUUAUUUUAAGUUUUUAUGUAAUAAUUAAUCUCAUUAUUUUUUAUACAUAUCAUUCGAUUAUUUUAAGGCUGAUUGUGUUUCUUAAAUGUGUAAUUACCGUUUGUGUUUUUAUCUAGACAGUUGUCUAAUUUUAAAGUCGUUGAUUGAUAGAAUGUGAUAUUUAAGCACCAUUUUAGGUGGUGGACUUUAGGUAUGGAUCAUUGUUGCAACUAUCCAAAUAUUAUUUUGAAUAAACAAUAAGUUUA